AAAGAGGCGGUUUCGUUGCGGUCACCGCUUACGAGCUCUUUGCGAAUUGAACUAGUUUCGCUUUCUGUUCUGGUGAAGCCGGGGGCUUGUUGUUCCUUCCAGUUUGGAACGAGAUCUUUUUAAAAGUUCCGUCGGCUGUGUUUUCCCCAGUUGAUUCAAUUGCCUCUGUGCAUAUACAGUGCUUACCUUUCGUGUCUGUUAUUUUUAGCUUAGUUAUGCCUUCUGAAGACGAUCUGGACUGUGUGUAUGAAUAUGAUUCGACCUGGGACUCAUUGAGCGAGGAGGACGAUUCUCCUGACGAUGGAGAUCAGUGUGCCGCUACGGGUAGACCCCAGAAAUAUAUUUGGAACUACGGUCGCUCUGUAUUAGCCACAGUGUAUAGGAAACAAGCUGAGGUGUGUCUUCUCAAACCCAAGCAAAACCAGGAUCAAACUGCUAUGCAUUGGGACUGCUAUGCAUUGGGAGCCUUAUUGCCAUCCCUGGUACACUGUAUUACAGACAGCUUUAAAGAGGGCUUUGGGUCCCAAUCUGCACGAAAUAUGCGUGCUGCUAAAGAUAUGCAGAUUUAUCGGCACGGAUAUCCAAAUCUGCAAGAAAAUGAAGAGAAUGCAAAUAAGGAAAUGUGUAAUUUGUUGUUUUACCAGAAUGCAUGUCCUUCUGAGCCAGACGGGGUAACAAUAGAGGAGUUUCACUCUGAAUGGAAGACAAACUAUAGGAAACUGGUAAGAACAUUUCUUCAAAGUAGGGAUGAGCAUUGCAGUAUGGCAAAGUUGUUUCCUUUGCGGGAGCCAGGAAUGAACUACAGGGCCUAUGAACUCACACAGAAGGAAAUGAAGGCAUUUCAGCAAUCUGAGGAAGCAAAACAGAGGCUGGUCAAGUCGUACAAACUCAUGCUGGGGUUCUAUGGUAUAGAGCUGGUGGAUGAGGGGACUGGAGAAGUGAGACGAGCAAACAACUGGGAGGAAAGAUACAGUAACCUGAACCGAAACUCGCACAAUAACCUCCGCAUAUCACGCAUCCUCAAGUGCUUGGGAGAGCUUGGGUUUGAACACUACCAGGCCCCACUCGUGAAGUUUUUCCUGACUGAGACCCUGGUGAACAAGGAACUGGGCAGCGUCAAGCACAGUGCUCUGGACUACUUCCUGUUCUCAAUCCGAGACAAAAAGAAACGCAGGGAACUAAUUGAAUAUGCCUACCGUCACUACGAAUCCAAGGAACAAUUCGUAUGGUGUCCCCGGAAAAUUCAGAUGCGAUUCAAAAGACGAAAUACGCCUGGGGAGAAAUGUAAGGAGAAAGGCGGUGGUGGUGGUCUUUCCACAUGCGAAGUUAAUCAGUGUGAGGCAGUGUGAGGCCCAAUGGAAUCUGAUCCCAUCGCAACAAACAAUGAAGGAGCUUGUCAAGACUCUGAUAUGGAAUGUGAAAUGAUUUAAACUGCAUUGCUAAAUGAAUGUUAUAUGAAUGUAAAGUGCCGUGUGGCACAGUUUGAUUGGCUACUUCUCCUGUUUGAACGCAUUCGAAAGCAACUGCUGUUCUAACUUUAGUCAAAGUGCAUUAGUUUGAUAUUUAAAAAAACAAAAGCGCAGUCUAAAUUAGUUACAGUUGUACUGUAUUGUAUUAUAUGUAUAUGCUGGUACAGUUUGAACAGUGUGUUUGUGGCUCUCAGGAUUCAAACUGAGACCAGUGGGAAUUUCAGAACUUAAAUCCUGAAGUUGCCUUUCUGUGGUGGUUUGAGGAAUAUUGUUCAAGAUAAGCAGUUUGGUUUUAAUGUUAUGGGUGUCAGCAUAAUAGGUUUUAAAUGAAUUACAAAAGAAGAAAACAAAAUUUAAGGGGUACUAUGUUAGCAAAAAUUAAGAAUACCUCCAUUGCAGUAUUUUUCCAGUUGAAAUUGAAAAAGGUUUACUCAAAUUAAUCAAAAAAUAAGAAUACGUUGUUCAUGUUUUUAAAACAUUUUUUUAAUUAUUUGUAUGAAAUUCUUAUUUUUAUCAUUUGAUGGAUAAAAAUAAUGAAUAUUGUUUAAAUUGUUUGAAUAAAAAAAAAGCUGCUGUCUUUAAGAGAA
Molecule: messenger RNA, 2056 nt
Organism: Acipenser ruthenus (sterlet)
Lineage: Eukaryota; Metazoa; Chordata; Actinopteri; Acipenseriformes; Acipenseridae
Product: opioid growth factor receptor-like
Exons: 8
Coding region: 216-1349 (377 amino acids)
Cellular component (GO): membrane
Molecular function (GO): opioid growth factor receptor activity
Source: RefSeq, a predicted model, not a curated record